UUUGCUGUCUGCAGUGAGUCAUUGUCAAGAAGAUUUUGAUUCCGAAAAAAGAAAAAGAAAAUGGUGAAAAAGGAUAAUAUUUGCUGUGAGAAGAUAGAGUUGAAGAAAGGGACAUGGACUCGUGAAGAAGAUCAGAAGCUAUCAGCUUAUAUUCAAGAACAUGGCCAUGGAAGCUGGAAAACCCUAUCUGCAAAAGCUGGACUACAAAGAUGUGGAAAAAGCUGCAGACUGAGGUGGAUAAACUAUCUAAAGCCUGGUAUCAAGAGAGGGGAAUUCAGUUUGCAGGAAGAACAGACCAUUAUUCAACUUCAUGCAUUUCUUGGGAACAGGUGGGCAGUUAUAGCAACUUAUUUGCCAAAACGAACAGAUAAUGAAAUCAAGAACUACUGGAACUCACAUCUCAAGAAAAAGCUACACAAAAUGGGGAUUGAUCCUAUCACCCACAAGCCAAAAACUGAAACCUUUAGCUCCAAGAUCACUGCACACUUAGCUCAAUGGGAAAGCACCCGUCUCCAAGCCGAAGCAAGAUUAGUUCGUGAGUCAUCAAACCAACUCGUAUCCAACAACACUAACCAUAACAAUAACCUUAUCAAACCUCGAUCAAAAUGCCUUGAUAUACUCAAAGCAUGGCAGCAAAUAGUCUCCGACGUAUUCGAGUCGUCACCUACAUCGAGCUUGCCACCUAUCGACGUUCAUGACCGGUCAUUCACCGGAGUUCUUGAAGCUGCUAACACCGAAAAUUACAAGGAUGAAAGUACUCCAAUGGAAUUGCAUGAAAUAAAUAAUAAUGCAUGGUUUGUGGAUAACUUUAGGGCAGCAGAUAUUAUUAUGGAGGAAUGCUCAGAUGGAUUCGCUUAUGAUUCGGAGAAUUCGAAAUCGGUUAUGGUCGGAGAAAUGGUUGAAGAGAAGAGAGAUUAUUGGAAUGGUUUACUGAAUUUCUUUGAUGUUUCAUCUCAGGGUUCUGCAAGAAAUUGUUAUUUGUGAAACUCUCAGCGUAUAAAAUAUGGUUAAACUGUUUUUUUUUUCUUGUUAAUAUGCUAAUGGGGCUAAG
Molecule: messenger RNA, 1051 nt
Organism: Mercurialis annua (annual mercury)
Lineage: Eukaryota; Viridiplantae; Streptophyta; Magnoliopsida; Malpighiales; Euphorbiaceae
Product: transcription factor MYB106-like
Exons: 3
Coding region: 61-984 (307 amino acids)
Source: RefSeq, a predicted model, not a curated record